Panicum virgatum (switchgrass) is the source of this 945-nucleotide messenger RNA. Its product is annotated as BTB/POZ and MATH domain-containing protein 1-like. NCBI's taxonomy places the organism in Eukaryota, Viridiplantae, Streptophyta, Magnoliopsida, Poales, Poaceae. Bases 1 to 945 code for a protein of 314 amino acids. Gene Ontology annotation, molecular function: protein binding. The transcript is spliced from 2 exons. Gene Ontology annotation, biological process: protein ubiquitination. The record is from RefSeq and is a predicted model, not a curated record.
AUGAACCGCAGAGAGUUCGAGGCAUCGGUGUACCUUCGGAAUGAUCACCUCACCAUCAAGUGCAUUCUCACUGUCAGGAAAUCACUUGUAUCUACAACCCAAUUCGUGAACAAAAUCGAGGCGCCGCCGCCGUCGUCCAGCAUCACGGAGCAACUUGCCAAGUUAUUGGAGGCUGAGGAGAAUGUAGAUGUCACAUUCAGUGUUGGGGGAGAUACGAUUGGAGCACACAAGAUUCUGCUGGCGGUGCGGUCGCCAGUUUUCAGAGCGGAGCUCUAUGGGCCGAUGAAGGAGUCGAAGGUGCACCAUGUGACCAUUGAAGAUAUGCAGCCUGCUAUUUUCAGGGCCCUGUUGCAUUUCAUAUAUACUGAUUCCUUGCCUGACGUUGAUCAGAAAACGGGAGAGUACAACAGUGAUUUGAUCUGGCAUUUACUUGUGGCUGCUGACAGAUAUGCCGUAGACAGGCUGAAGUCUCUAUGUGAAACCAUCCUUUGCAAGAAUCUUGAUGUGGAAACUGUGGCCACUACACUGGCUCUAGCUCAGCAGCGUAACUGCGACAGGCUUAAGGAUAUUUGCCUUGAUUUCAUCUCCAGUUCAACUGUGAUGGAUGCAGUGAUGGCAACUGAUGGUUAUAAGGAUCUCAAGACAACAUGUCCUUCUACUUUGAUAGAUAUGUUUGAGGGCACGUACAACGGCCAGACGACGCCAUCGAUUUGCAUCGAUCGCUGUCCUUCGUCUACGGCAUUUGCCCGUUUUCCCAGGCGAGUCGACGCCUCCUCCGCGCGCCGUUUUAUGAUCCCGCUCCCACUCAGCGCCGGCGGCAGGGAUCCGGUGCGCCCCUCCUACCCAUGUGUUGCAGCACGGCAGCAUGCUUGUGCCUGCAGACCUGUCCCUCUCUCCCUCCGCUUUGUGUUUUACGGAUGGAGCAAGAUGAACAGUAGAAGCUAG